Molecule: messenger RNA, 364 nt
Organism: Fomitopsis serialis
Lineage: Eukaryota; Fungi; Basidiomycota; Agaricomycetes; Polyporales; Fomitopsidaceae
Exons: 1
Coding region: 17-295 (92 amino acids)
Source: RefSeq, a predicted model, not a curated record
CUCAGGGCCUGAUCAGAUGAUUUGCUGCAGUCAACAGAACACAAUUGCUGAGAUGACCUCUCGGAAUGUGGAAGUGGUAUGGAGGAGAUCAUCCCGGGUAGCCCGAGGUUUUGUAGAACGUCGAGCUAACUGGGAAGCGUCAGACGGCGAAUCGCACCACAGGUCCAAGACGUUAUUGUUGCGUGGCACCUUGUACGGACGCUACUUGCUCACAGCGGCCUCGGUGUCCGCGAUAUCAAUUCUUUUGACUUGUGCCCAUGCUCACAGCGCCGUGUCACAUCGACCAUCCCGUUGAAAAAAAUGCAAGGCAGUGGGUUGCUAGUCUCCGCCUUCAUUCAUUAGUCUCAGCACACGUACAGUACCA